Danio aesculapii is the source of this 1111-nucleotide messenger RNA. RefSeq lists its product as uncharacterized. NCBI's taxonomy places the organism in Eukaryota, Metazoa, Chordata, Actinopteri, Cypriniformes, Danionidae. Gene Ontology annotation, cellular component: plasma membrane. Bases 125 to 1111 code for a protein of 328 amino acids. The transcript has 2 exons. Gene Ontology annotation, biological process: G protein-coupled receptor signaling pathway; cellular response to fatty acid. The record is from RefSeq and is a predicted model, not a curated record. Gene Ontology annotation, molecular function: G protein-coupled receptor activity.
AGGAGGUGAGGGGAGCUCGCAGAUAGUUUCUCUGAAACUGGAGACGCAAAAUGCUGCGGAUCAUAAUUUUCCUGCAUUGUAAAGUGUUUCUUCCACCUGUUGACCAUCUGUGACCUUCAGACCAAUGGCCAGUUUGGACUACCAGCUCCUCUUGUCAUUUUACAUACUUACCUUUUUGAUCGGCCUCCCAGCCAACAUCCUAGCCUUCAUCACCUUCUGUCGGAAAGUUCACCGCAAGCCCACCCCCAUCGACAUCCUCCUGCUUAACCUGACAAUAUCCGACCUCAUCUUCCUCGCAGUCCUGCCCUUCAAGAUGAAGGAGGCCGUUGACCAAAUGAUAUGGAGACUUCCCUUUUACCUGUGCUCCAUCAGCAGUUUUCUGUUCUUCUCCACCAUUUACACCAGCACCUUAUUUCUGACCGCAAUUAGCAUAGAGCGCUAUCUAGGUGUCGCAUUUCCAAUCCGAUAUGCUUUAGGCCGCCGACCUCGCAACGCUGUGAUCGCCAGCUGCUUCCUCUGGCUUCUAGGAUGUCUAAACCUCAGCAUUGUCUACAUCGUCCCGUACAUACACUCGAGCGAUAACUCCACCUACAGCAAACUACAGCUCAAUCCCCAUGUGAGAAACUGCUAUGAUAACUUCACUUUGGAUCAGAUGACCAUUCUGCUUCCUGUUCGCCUGGAGCUUUUCCUCCUGCUUUUCUGUAUACCCCUCCUCAUCUGCUGUUUCUGCUACAUCAACUUCAUCCGAAUCCUCUCCAACCUGCCUCAUCUCGGACGGCGUCGCAGACUCAGAGCCAUUGGGUUGGCGGUUGGGACGCUCUUGGUUUUCACCAUCUGUUUCAGCCCUUAUAACAUCUCGCACGUGGUUGGUUUCAUCCAUCAGAAUAGCGAAGGUUGGCGACACUUUGCUCUGCUAUUCAGCACUCUGAAUGCCUGUUUGGACCCCAUCAUUUUUUACUUUUCCUCGGCUGCGGUUCGCAGUGCCAUCAAAGCAUGUGUCAAUGGUCUCAAAGAGAAGAUGCACAUUGUUAGAUGCAGAACAUGCUGUCCUGCUGACACUUCCAAAACUGAGGCUUACAAGGAGACUAAUCCACCGGUUGACCUGGGGUGA